Morus notabilis is the source of this 2741-nucleotide messenger RNA. RefSeq names its product putative leucine-rich repeat receptor-like serine/threonine-protein kinase At2g14440. The record is from RefSeq and is a predicted model, not a curated record. Gene Ontology annotation, molecular function: protein binding. The transcript has 9 exons. The coding region runs from base 230 to 2128 and encodes 632 amino acids. Lineage: Eukaryota; Viridiplantae; Streptophyta; Magnoliopsida; Rosales; Moraceae.
AUUCAACGUUAUCAAAAGCAAUUAAGGCCAAAUUUUGACCAGAAAGAGCCAGAUAGCAAUUUCUCCCAUUUCACUACUAUACUUCCAGCACCAAUUUUGGCUCUCACACACACUCUCUUCUCCGCAAAUCUCGCCACUCUUCUUUUUCUUUCUUUCCCUUUAUACAAAAUUCGCUUCCAUUUCAGUCCCCACAAAAAAAUUAACUAAAAAAAAAAGAAAAAAGAAAACAAUGUCCGAAGUUCUUCUCCUCUCUCUGUCGCUACUUCUUUUCUCUUCCUUCUCCUCCGCCGCCGUCGCUCCGCCGCAAUCCUAUCCCUUCGGAAUUUCCUACCACAUAGACUGCGGCGGACCCACCGACUCGACGGACCAGUUCAACACUUCGUGGCUUUCGGACAGGUUCUUCACCGGCGGUUCGACGGCGAUCGUCUCCGAGCCGCUCCGGUUCCGCCACUCGCAGGAGAAGACGCUCCGCUACUUCCCCUUGUCGUCCGGGAAGAAGAAUUGCUACGCAGUCCCCAAUCUCCCCAACGGAAGGUACUAUGUACGGUCGUUCACGGUGUACGACAACUACGACGGAAAGUCUCACUCUCCGUCGUUCGACGCCUCCGUCGAAGGCACCGUAGUGUUCAGCUGGCGGUCGCCGUGGUCGGAGGACCUCGCGCGCUCCGGCGCGUACUCCGAUCUCUUCGCCUUCGUCUCCGACGGCCAGGCCGAUGUUUGUUUCUACAGCAUUGCCACUGAUCCGCCUGUAAUUGGAACUCUAGAGCUCGUCCAGGUCGAUCCGGAGUCGUACGACUCCGGCUCAAUCGUAAGAGAUUUCGCUCUAGUCAACUAUGGCAGGCUAUCCAUGGGGUCAGGACAAUGGGGACCGGGAUUCAGCAACGACACUGACCUCUUCGGACGUUCGUGGCAGUCCGACGCCGAUUUCCUUUCCCCGGAGACAAAGAAGUCCGCAAAGGAAGUGACCACGAGGAGCACGAUUAUCGCCGGGACCGAGCGGAGCCCUAACUAUUUUCCGAUGAAAUUGUUCCAGACGGCGGUGAAGGCUGUCGGUGCCGGGGCAUUGGUGUACGAAUUGCCGGUAGACGCGAAGCUCGAUUACUUGUUGUGGUUCCAUUUCGCGGAGAUCGAUCCGGGCGUGACGAGGGCGGGACAGAGAGUGUUCGAUUUGGAGAUCAACGGGAAGAAUGUGAAGCAGAUUGAUAUAUUCAAGGAAGUCGGUAGCUUGCAUGCGUAUAGUUGGAAUUACACGGUGAAGAAUCUGAGCAGUACGGUUCUGACUGUGAAGCUUGCGACGGUGGCCGGAGCGGCGUUGAUCAGUGGGCUAGAGAAUUAUGCGCUGGUUCCGGUUGAUCUCGCCACGGUUCCCGAACAAGUUUUUGCUAUGAGAGCAUUGAAAGACUCACUUCGUGUUCCUGAUAGAAUGGGUUGGAAUGGUGAUCCUUGUGCUCCAACCAGUUGGGAUGCUUGGGAGGGAGUUACGUGCCAUGUCAACAAGAAUGGGACUGCCCUUGUCAUAUCUCAAAUAGACCUUGGGAGUCAAGGUUUGAAAGGGUAUAUCAGUGACCAGAUUAGUCUCUUGUCAAACUUGGUAAGCCUUAACUUGAGCUCUAAUUCUUUGGAGGGCACGUUACCAUCUGGAUUAGGUGAAAAGUCUUUGUCUCGGAUGGAUUUGUCAGACAAUCAGUUCACAGGAUCCAUACCUGAAACUUUAACAACUUCAUCGCUGCAGCUUGUGCUAUUGAAUGAUAACUUAUUGGAAGGACGAGUACCAGAGGAACUAUAUUCAAUUGCUGUGCAUGGUGGAGCUAUAGAUCUCUCUGGAAACAAAGGGUUAUGUGGAGUGCCAUCUUUACCAAAUUGUCCUUUAUUUUGGGAAAAUGGUGGCUUGUCUAGUAAGGGAAAAAUUGCAAUAGGAGUAUCGAGUGCUCUCAUUUUCUGUGUGCUGUUGUUAGUUGUGUACAUCUUCUGCAUUCGAAGGCGAAGAAAUGAUUACGACUUUGGACUGCCUCAGGAUUUGAUGUCACUUUAUGCAAAGAGAAAUAGGUAUCAGAGACAAAAAUCAUUGAUGCUUCUUGAGAUGGAGAGUCAACAUGCCAAGGCAUUGCCAACACCUUAUACUCAAUAACUGAUUUUCCCCAAAAAGGAGAAUCAUGAUACCAAAAGAUAUAGCAUUUCUCUGCUUAAUUAACUAGAAGACGUAUAGAAGGGAAUUUCUUGAGGCCUAAUUUUUUGAUUGCGAUAUGAGAGCAGGCUCUGCGGCUGAUUCAGAACUCGGAAGGUUAGAUUUCAUCAUGGUUUUGGCUUUUUCCAACUUUUUGUUCUUGGAAUGAGAUGCUCCGGAUACAGUCUCUGCAGGAUGCAAUGUAUCGGAAUAUAUGCUUUACAUACUGACCCCAACACACAAGGCAUCACCAGCCUUUGCUUCCCUUCCCAGUUCCCUCAAUGUAACAUACCCACGUGGCUUUUGCUGAGUAUCUGAUGUGAAUUCAAUUCAUAGUUCAAUGCAUGGAAUAGAACUACACAAAAAUGGACCAACUGGUCCUGGAUUUUACUUUUAACUAACAUGAUCAUCAACUUUAGUUCUUUCUAAUUUGACCAUGUUGAAAGGGCUGAUUGAUUAGCCUUGUACUAGUGUUUAUUUUGAAUUUUUGACCUGUAACGUGUACUCCUGUAAUGAAAAUUUCAGAGCUAAAUUAAUUGCCCUCUUGGUUUUUCUCUUUUAUGGAGUAAAAAACAAG